AUGGCCACCUUUAUCAAUAACAGAGGGGUACCCCAACAAGCUCAAUACUAUCGCCCUCCAUCCUAUCAACCCCAAGCUCCGCCUGCCCCCAGACUGGAUGUCAGGGAUGACUAUGAACGAUGGUAUACCGAGAGAGUACCCAACAACAGAAUGGCAUUGUCCAUUCGGUCCGGUAUUCCUUCAGAAAUUACAUGGGCUCUCGAUCGUCUUUGCCGUCUUGUCAAUAACAAUCAAUUCAUGUUCAUUCCAGGCGUCAUUGACGGCUUGUUCGAUUGGCCAGAGUGGUAUGUCAGGGAGGGAUACAAGAACUUUAAGGAUGCUGGCCUUCUCUUUUCUGUUUCUCCAGCCUCCGCUCAACAGCGCCAGUUUGCUCUGGAAUCUCUCUUCAUACUCGGGAAUGCCGCUUUAUACGAGCCUAACGCCGAGACUUUUGCCAGGCAUUCUCAUACUAUACCCCUUAUCUUGAACGCCCUCCAUACUUUGGAUCAUAAAGGGGACUGCGAAGCCCUCCUCCACAUUCUCAAUAUAUUUCACUUUUUAGCUUCAGUUUAUGUUGUGCAUCCCGCCGCACCAGCCAUAUCGAACCCAAUCCCCCCCCUUCUACGAAUUGUAUCCGAAACCUCCAAUCGCACUAUGAUCAUUGCGACUCUGACAACAUUGACUUCCUUGCUUUCCAAUCCUGCCAACGGUGCACACUUGUCUGCUCAAUCUGAAGCUCUCGCAGCGUCAAUACGAUACCUACCCUUAUUCAUCGACAAACCUCUGAUUGAUGCCUGCCUUAACUAUCUUUAUUGUCAUAUUUCCCAUCCCUCUAUGGCUCGGGCAUUCCUUCUUCAUCCUGAAAUGUCGGCUGUUCUCAAAGUUCUUAGUAAUCUGCUAAUCCACGAACAACGCGCAAUCGAGAAAACUUUUACCAUCGAUAUUACUGGCCCUAUCUACACUGCGCCUUCCACAACGCAGCCGACGCGCGACCAUGACCUUACAAAAGAAGAGCUAGAGAACCUUGUUCAAAAGCCUGAACCUCAGCGUUGUUAUGACUGGAUGCGUGCUAUGUUUUUAGCGAAGGCUGAUGGAGAAUUGACUCAGGUUGAUUUCUGGACCCUUUACAAAGAUGCCUUCUCUCCAUAUGCAGAACAACACCCUCUUUUGGUAGCCUCGGACGUAAUAAAAAAUGUGACAAGCGUUUUCCCUCAAGCUCAAGCCAUGGUUCUUCAAGGGCCAGUGCAACGCUUCGUCGUGAGAGGAGUAGACAGACGGAAAGAGUCAGCUGCCAGCGAGAGAUAUAGAUGCCAAUGGAAUCGUUCCCAAUGCACAUCAUCCCCAUUUUCAUCACCCACCGACCUGUAUGACCAUGUUCUUCAGCACCUGGAGUCUGCAGAGACAGCAGAAACGUCUUGUCUGUGGUCGGCAUGUUCCCAAGCCCCGCUAUCAAAGAGGGAUCUCAGCGUACAUACUCUUACCCACAUUUCAAGUACGCAGCCAAUGCAAAAGCACCCUUCUCAAAGCGACACCAUAACUUUGCCUACUGAAAACUAUCCUCACCCAGUACCAACACCCACUUCACGGCCGCCUCCCCCACCUCGGAGUACUACGAUAACUUACGACGCCCCCAUUGCAGAUCCUCCAUCUACUUCAUUGACAGCAUUGCUCAUUAUUCGCAUUCUUUUUCGCACGUCCUUUGCUUCUUCCGAUGCCGCGCCGCGCGUGGACGCAGAUCACUUCGGGUUCCCAGGUUUGGUUGAAGAGACUGACGACCCAUCAGAAAAUGCACACCACGCCGAUGGGAUUCCUUCCGGAGACGACAAAGAGGGCGAAAGACGAGGUCGCAGGGCAUUUGUUGGAAUCAGAAAGCUUUUGGAGGAGGUCAAAAUCCGGGAUGAUGUUUUAAUGGGCUGGAUUACUGAGAUGGUGGAUGCUGCCAUGCCCUAUCACAAUGAAUAG
This is a messenger RNA of Psilocybe cubensis, 1941 nucleotides long. RefSeq lists its product as uncharacterized. The record is from RefSeq and is a predicted model, not a curated record. Gene Ontology annotation, molecular function: DNA binding. Bases 1 to 1941 code for a protein of 646 amino acids. The transcript has 3 exons. Gene Ontology annotation, biological process: regulation of DNA-templated transcription. Lineage: Eukaryota; Fungi; Basidiomycota; Agaricomycetes; Agaricales; Agrocybaceae.